GGGUGGGGGUAUAUAACUUGUCCUUACCUUAAACUUGGAACAUGGUUGACUCUGGGACAGAAGCAAGGGCUAGAGGAAAGGCUGAGGCUGGCCUGCAAGAUGGAAUCAGUGGUCCUGCUGCUGCUAGAGUGAAUGGUAAAACCCAGGCCAAGGCAGUGGCUGAGGCAGAACUGAAAACAGAAUCAGUGACCCAGGCCAAAGCUGGUGAUGGAGCAAUGACCAGGACACAUACAGUGACCUACAGGGAGGCUAUGGCUGUGACAAGGGAAGUGAUCAAGGUGGAAGAUACAACUAAGACUAGAGUCAUGGUUCAGACUAAGACAAAACCCCUGGCAGAACGCAGUAUAGUGCCACAAACCAAGUCAAGGGCCAUGCCUAUGUCUAGGGUCAGUACUGUAACCAAGUCUGAAGUCAAGGUUGUUGCUGUCAUUGAGGCAAAUAUUAAGUCCUAUGCCAAGUCACAUGAUAAGGCCAAUACUGGGUCCAGACCUGACAGAAGGGAAGAGGCCAGCAUUGGGAUGAAAUCCAGUGAUGAGGAUGAAGAAAAUAUAUGCUCCUGGUUCUGGACUGGAGAAGAGCCUAGUGUAGGGUCCUGGUUCUGGCCUGAAGAAGAGACCUCUCUUCAAGUUUAUAAGCCCCUACCUAAGAUCCAGGAAAAGCCCAAGCCCACACACAAACCCACACUUACUAUAAAACAAAAGGUAAUAGCAUGGUCAAGGGCCAGGUAUAUUGUCCUAGUUCCAGUUGAGGGAGGGGAGCAAUCCUUUCCUCCAGAAGGAAACUGGACCCUGGUUGAGACCUUGAUUGAAACUCCUCUGGGGAUUCGACCUUUGACCAAGAUCCCACCUUAUCAUGGGCCUUAUUACCAGACCUUAGCUGAGAUCAAAAAACAGAUUAGGCAAAGGGAAAAGUAUGGGCCUAAUCCGAAGGCCUGCCACUGCAAAUCACGUGGCUUUAGUUUAGAGCCUAAAGAGUUUGAUAAACUUGUUGCCCUCCUUAAGUUAACUAAGGAUCCUUUCAUUCAUGAAAUAGCUACAAUGAUAAUGGGCAUCAGUCCUGCUUAUCCAUUUACUCAAGAUAUAAUUCAUGAUGUGGGUAUUACUGUUAUGAUUGAAAACUUGGUCAAUAAUCCCAAUGUUAAAGAACACCCUAGAGCUUUAAGUAUGGUGGAUGACAGCUCUGAGUCUUCCGAAGGACCAAAAUCAGGGGAGUCAUAUAUACAUCAAGUUUGUAAAGGCAUAAUCUCUUGCCCCAUGAACUCCCCUGUGCAGCUGGCUGGACUGAAAUUACUAGGGCACUUGAGUGUAAAAUUUGAAGAUCACUAUGUGAUUACCAGUUAUAUUCCAGAUUUCCUCACCUUGUUAAACAAGGGAAGUGUCAAAACCAAGUUUUAUGUUUUAAAAGUAUUUUCGUGUUUGUCUAAAAAUCACGCCAAUACAAGAGAAUUGAUCAGUGCCAAAGUACUAUCAUCAUUGGUUGCACCCUUUAACAAGAAUGAGUCAAAGGCCAAUAUUCUUAAUAUUAUUGAAAUAUUUGAGAAUAUAAAUUUUCAGUUCAAAACAAAGGCAAAGCUAUUUACCAAGGAAAAGUUCACUAAAUCUGAGCUUAUUUCAAUAUUCCAGGAAGCAAAACAGUUUGGUCAGAAACUCCAAGACUUAGCAGAGCACAGUGAUCCUGAAGUGAGAGAUAAAGUCAUACGAUUAAUACUCAAACUCUGAAUACCCCUCUGUUCUCAUAAAACCUCAAACAGUUUUUUGGAGUUGCAAUAUGAAAUCAAUGCAUAUUGUAAUUAUAAAUUCAAUACUUAUGUUUUCCAUGUUGAUUGAGGGAGGCAAUUUUAUGGAUACCAAUUAAUCUUGAGUUCCUGAACGUGUGCUGAUUUUUAUUGUGCUAUAUAAUAUAAAUUGAGAUAUUUUUAGUAUUUCUGCAGCGUGACCUGAUAAUGAAUAUUCAUCCUGAGUAAGCUAUACUUCUGUGCUUUAUAUUGAUAUAAGUGUAUUCUUUUGAGAUUUUAUUUACAUGUUGUUAAUAAAGUUGCAUGCUAAAACUGGUGAAAA
This is a messenger RNA of Pongo pygmaeus (Bornean orangutan), 2057 nucleotides long. It is a transcript of the gene ARMCX5, whose product is annotated as armadillo repeat containing X-linked 5. The record is from RefSeq and is a predicted model, not a curated record. NCBI's taxonomy places the organism in Eukaryota, Metazoa, Chordata, Mammalia, Primates, Hominidae. Bases 42 to 1718 code for a protein of 558 amino acids. The transcript has a single exon.